Entelurus aequoreus (snake pipefish) is the source of this 2890-nucleotide messenger RNA. It is a transcript of the gene batf2, whose product is annotated as basic leucine zipper ATF-like transcription factor 2. Gene Ontology annotation, cellular component: nucleus. The record is from RefSeq and is a predicted model, not a curated record. Bases 289 to 1176 code for a protein of 295 amino acids. The transcript has 3 exons. Gene Ontology annotation, biological process: regulation of transcription by RNA polymerase II. NCBI's taxonomy places the organism in Eukaryota, Metazoa, Chordata, Actinopteri, Syngnathiformes, Syngnathidae. Gene Ontology annotation, molecular function: RNA polymerase II cis-regulatory region sequence-specific DNA binding; DNA-binding transcription factor activity, RNA polymerase II-specific.
CGAGUGUGCGCAUGCGCCAGAUGACGGAGGACGGCUCUAUAUCGAGGUCACCAAAUUCCCGUCUUGCUCGACUUGUUUUAAAAUAAAAGGAAAGUGAAAGCGGACGCCGGAUACGUCACAGGCUGACGCUCUUGCUUGAACUUCGUCCAAAACACCGGCUUUCACAGAGGCUGCAGUCAGAUCCCCUCUCUGCAGUGCAGUUCCUCAGCAGUGUGCAACUCAGUGGGUCAGAGAAGUUGAAGGUGCAAACUUGUUGCAAAUAGAUGUUUGCACUGUGCUGGGACUGAGAUGUCCCCUCUCUUCAUGGAGACCUGCUACCAGACCACCAGUCCUGGAUCUGCUGAAGGACACUCGUCUUCGCAGGAGACAGAGACGGAGGGACACACGGCGAAGUAUGGACAGACAAAGAGACAAAGAAAGAACAGAGACGCCGCUCGUAAGAGCCGCAAAAAACAAAUGGAGAGAGCCGAUGAACUCCACCAGGAGCUGCAGCAGCUGGAGCGGUCUAACUCGGACUUCCAAAAGGAGAUCAAAGCACUAAAAAAAGACGUCCAUCGCUACACGACAGCCCUUGAGCGCCAUAAGCCCUAUUGUCGCCUCGGGGCGUCCGCCCUCACUACGACAUCCAGCCAGGCUCCUGAACCUGUAGACAUCAAUAAGAGCCCACGUCUGUCGCUCUCAUCCGCCCUAUCUUCCCACAGUAUUUUUCCACCCGCUCCCCAUUCUGUCUUCUUCAGCGGCUUCCCCACGCCAGCUAGCACUGAGAUUGACAAUCUUUUCCACCUGGAAUUCCAAGGUAUGGCCACUUCUACCACGCUUCCCUCUGAACCACCUUUAUCUGCAGAAAGUUUGGAAGCGCCCUUGCUUGAUCCGCAUGAAUUUACUGGAAAUCCUGACAACUCGGACUAUCAGUGCUCCACAUCUUUUGCACAGGCCAGUGAAGAUCUUGCUUUGAAGCCAAGCGAGGAGCUCAUGUCGGCAUCUAAGCUUCUGCUCUCCUUGCUUUCCAAUCCCAGUCCUUCCGGUAACCUUCCGACGUCAAGCAGCAACCUGGAUGUACCGUUCAGAUCAAAUGCAUCCUCGCUAGCUGUGAUGGAGGAAUGUCCAGGGAAUCUGUCAUUUUCGGAUCUCCUGGAGGACAAUGAGUGGAUUCUAAAUGCAGGGACAAGUGACUAGUAGUCUCAUGUGUGGAUUACUGGAAAACAUGUUGGUCCCCACAUUGUUCCAGUCAGAAGUUUAUUUCCACUCAUGGUAAAUAAUGUCACAUUCAUGUUAAAGGCCUACUGAAAUGAUUUUUUUAAAUUUAAACGGGGAUAGCAGAUCCAUUCUAUGUGUCAUACUUGAUCAUUUCGCGAUAUUGCCAUAUUUUUGCUGAAAGGAUUUAGUAGAGAACAUCGACGAUAAAGUUCGCAACUUUUGGUCGCUGAUAAAAAAAAGCCUUGCCUGUACCGGAAGUAGUGACGUCGCAGGUUGAAAGGCUCCUCACAUUUCCCCAUUGUUUACACCAGCAGCGAGAGCGAUUCGGACCGAGAAAGCGACGAUUACCCCAUUAAUUUGAGCGAGGAUGAAAGAUUCGUGGAUGAGGAACGUGAGAGUGAAGGACUAGAGUGCAGUGCAGGACGUAUCUUUUUUCGCUCUGACCGUAACUUAGGUAAAAGGGCACAUUGGAUUCCACACUUUCUCCUUUUUCUAUUGUGGAUCACGGAUUUGUAUUUUAAACCACCUCGGAUACUAUAUCCUCUUGAAAAUGAGAGUCGAGAACACGAAAUGGACAUUCACAGUGACUUUUAUCUCCAUGACAAUACAUCGGUGAAGCACUUUAGCUACGGAGCUAACGUGAUAGCAUCGGGCUUAACUGCAGAUAGAAACAAAAGAAAUAAACCCCUGACUGGAAGGAUAGACAGAAAAUCAACAAUACUAUUAAACCAUGGACCUGUAACUACACGGUUAAUGCUUUCCAGCCUGGCGAAGCUUAACAAUGCUGUUGCUAACGACGCCAUUGAAGCUAACUUAGCUAUGGGACCUCACAGAGCUAUGCUAAAAACAUUAGCUAUCCACCUACGCCACCCAGCCCUCAUCUGCUCAUCAACACCCGUGCUCACCUGCGUUCCAGCGAUCGACGGAGCGAUGAAGGACUUCACCCGAUCAUCAAUGCGGUCGGCGGCUAGCGUCGGAUAGCGCGUCUGCUAUCCAAGUCAAAGUCCUCCUGGUUGUGUUGCAGCAGCCAGCCGCUAAUACACCGAUCCCACCUACAGCUUUCUUCUUUGCAGUCUUCAUUGUUCAUUAAACAAAUUGCAAAAGAUUCACCAAUACAGAUGUCCAGAAUACUGUGGAAUUCUGCGAUGAAAACAGCUUUUUGUAUUGGAUACAAUGGUGUCCGAAUACUUCCGUUUCAACGAUUCACGUCACGCGCAUACAUCAUCAUACAUAGACGUUUUCAACCGGAAGUUUCGCGGGAAAUUUAAAAUUGCACUUUAUAAGUUAACCCGGCCGUAUUGGCAUGUGUUGCAAAGUUACGAUUUCAUCAUUGAUAUAUAAACUAUCAGUCUGCGUGGUCGGUAGUAGUGGGUUUCAGUAGGCCUUUAAACCCUUUAUGAUUUAUUUGAACUGUCCUUUUUGUUGCAAAUAAAUUAUUACACAAUGUAAAUCUUCACUGUGUACAUCAAAAAAGACUUCAAUUCUCAGAUCUUCUCUGAGGUGGAGGACUUUCCAUUGCCCUGAGUGUUGGUGGAUGAAAUGAGUCAUGCUGCCAAAGUAAAAUUACCAGCUGCAUUACCGCCUCUUCCUCUCGGCAGAUCUCGCACCAUCCAUAGGUUUUAUAGUUUUACGUGAAGAAGCGCAUGUAACAUGUCAAACCAAUUAACAGCGUCAUAUAUUCUUUUUCGGGGGG